Messenger RNA from Protopolystoma xenopodis, 300 nucleotides. Lineage: Eukaryota; Metazoa; Platyhelminthes; Monogenea; Polystomatidea; Polystomatidae. The record is from the annotation of a GenBank genome assembly.
AUGAAGUAUUUAGCACUCCUAGUCUAUCUGCACCUUUCCGCGACUAGUAUCAAUAAAGAGGACCUAGGACAAGCGAUGAAUAGGCGGCAUUCACUUAUGAAGCCCGAAGCACUUGAUGGAAAACCUAUGUUUCAGAAAGCUAUACCGCUAUCCGGCAUCGCUGACAUAGCGAUAGCAACACCUAAUCCUGAAGCAAAAGAGGUAGAAUGCUGUCCACUCGAAAUUGGAGACAACGGUGUGGCUUUUCCCCUAUACACAAUAUCUGAGCAGAAACUAGCUGAUAACAAGGAUAUGAGGUAA